UCUUCUCGAGAGGGGUGCUCCCGCAUCGCUCGGUUCGCCUCAGGGUGGACUGGCACGGAGUUGGGCUUCUAAUGCGUAGGGGGGGCUCUCUCGUGAAGUCGCCCGCGUCUCGAGCGGGAGAAACCAUUCGGCUGUGCGGGGCAGUCAGGAUCCGUUGGCGCGAUAGCGCUAACGACGUGUGUAAUUGGGUCGCCGGCGGGAAAAGGGCCGGUACGAUCGAGUCCGUGAUGGAAGUGGACUUCUGAGUGGGGAAGAAGACAAUCCCAUCGUUGGUGCGGAAUCACGUUAUGAUUGUUCUCUCGGUGAAGUAGUACGGAUCGCUCGGUACUUUGAGAUGGACUGGUAUUGGGGUUCCUUGGUCAGGAGGGGGAGAGGGGUUUGGCUGACGCGUCAGGGGGAUUCUGACUCUUACUCCUAUAUCGGUAAGGUGAUCCUCACUGGUUUAGGGGGGCGAAACGAGGAAGGAGAGAGGUGGCUGCUUCCAUUGUUGCCAUCUAGGAUCUGGUUCCUGUCCGGUUCGCAUCCGAAAUCAUGUUGGGCGGUCAACUGUGUAGGUGAGUAGGGGCUGAUGCCUCUACUUACCCACGGAUAGGAUACGUCUUCCUAAGGAAGUCAGUGAAAAGGGCGGCAGCUCACGCCCUGGCAGAGGAUAGUGUCUGCCGUUAGGGAAUCACACGCAGAGAUGCAUGGCGUGCCCGGUCCAGAUUAUAUCCCGAUUUGUAAGUUGUCGGUAGGUGUGCGAUUCCGUCUGCCAGUAGAAAGAUAAGUACUGCUGAGGGGGAAGAAAUGGCACGUGUCUGGUGGUGGUAGUGACAGCCUCGGGAAGGCAUUGCGGCGAGUGAAGAGUGGGCUAGCGUACUCUACGGGAUAUCUGAGCGUAAUGAGAUGAUGUGGCUUGGGCAGGGUGUGGGGCGGGUUCGAUGGGGUGGUGCGGUGACAGGGGGCCCCGUAAUGGUUUAGUCCUGGUUCGGAUAGCCAUCGGAGAACUGCAUCGAAGGAGAAAGGUUGAGGCGGUGUGAUACGGUGACGGCACGCAAGUGCGGAGGCAGUGAGUCAUCGGCUGAACCAUAGGAUGGCUGUUCUCGGCAGAGGGGGACGAUUUGUGAGAGGUUACGAAGAGAGAGGAGGUGAGUGUAAUUAGAAGUUGUCCAGAGGGUGUCAUUCGCAUUGGGUGGAGGUAUCGGGGGCUUGGGUGUAUGUUGGCGUAAAACGUGCGGGCCUUAACAGGGGAGAGCUGUCGAGUCGUGGGGUUCUGAGUACUCCUGCUAGAGGUUUAUCUAAGAGUGCACGCAUGGUCGGGAGCUGUGCUGGUCAAGAGUGGCAAAUUUAACUCCUCCUCAAAAAUCCGGGCAUCUUUGCACAGGAAUCGAGCCGGGCAUGAUUCGUAUCGUGUAGUCGGGAGACUCGGGGUCCGUAGCUGAGGAGCAGGAGAGCGAUUGCGGGAAAUUAUCACUUGGUAGCUGCGGGUUGUGUCAUUUCUCCAUCGCGUGAAAUGGGGGUGGCAUGUUGCGGGUGUGUCGCAGUAGUUCGAUUCGAUGUGUGUACUGGAGUCGAGUCGGUAAGGCCGGUAUUUGCAGUGCUGUCAAACCGGGUGGAGGGCAAUGGCGGAACGCUACAUGCAAGGGUCUGCUAGUGGGGCUUCCAUUAGGCGGUGGAACUAACAUUCUCAGCACGAGGGCCUUCCGUGUGCCAUCAGCGUGAGUCUUUGACGCGGUAGGAGCUAGUUUCCGUCGGUAAAAAGACUAUUCAGGCUGUGGGUGCUUCGUUCAAAAAGGUUCGCACGCGGAUCGCGGAGGUGCAUUGCCUGGUGGGCUCGUCGGGUCGGGGUAUUGUUUGGGAUUCCUCUCAUGCUUUAGCUGAGGCUAGUCGUUGGUAGUAGGCAUGACUUCGCGUCUCUUCGCGGGUCCGACCUAGGUCCGUUGAAGCUCCGCAAAUUAGUCGGAGUCGGACUACGUCAUGGGAUAUCUCUCUCGGGGGGUUUGGGAAUUUCGGAUGCGAUAACUUGUCAUUUAUACAUGGCGGCCGGACGGGGAGUUCUUCCUGCCAAAAGUAGUUUGUGGGAUUCAGGUGUGAUCGCGAAUCCAGUAGAUUCUAUAUACAGCUGGGUCUGUUUGCUUCUCCCCGUCUCUGAGUCAAUCGCCCUGGAUUUGUUGUGGGUUGCGAGGGGUGUACUGUUGCUGAGCUCAUCUUUAAUUUGUGUUCUCUUGAUUCGUAUUCGUUCUCGGUGGGGACGGGUUUUGAGUCGUUUCCUUCGAUCCUGUAUUCGAGGGUUCUCUAAGUAUGCGUUUUCCAUGGGCUCGAGUGGCCCAUGUCUGGGCGGUUAUAAGGUCUGGUCAAAAAUCGGAGAUUCGUACGUCUGGGACAGGGUGCUGUAGUAACGUUGUAAUUCAACCGCGGGUCGGUGAUAGGCUCCGUAGUAUCGAUGCAAGGGACGAGCUGGUGAACUAUGCUGCGUCGGCGGGUGCUGGAGGCGCGGGGGCUCCGCUCUCGUCUCUCCCCUCCCUCUUUCUCCCCUCUGUGCCCCCCUCUUGCUCAGUGGCGUUGUGUGGGGAAAGUAGAUCCCCUGCAAAUGGGAGCGGGUCUAAAGGCGAAUUCCUAAUCUUUGCGGUGGGGGCGGCAACAACUGUCCGGGGGUAGGCAAACGAGAUAUGCAUUAUCGGGGGGUCCAGUGUAUCUUGGGCUUUCAAAUCAAGAUACGGGUUUGCGUCAUAUCCGGCAGUAUUUCGUGAGAUUCAUGUCAAGGGGGGUGGUAGCUCGUCUUUAUAUGAGGGUUGCUCUAUCUACAGUAGCGUCUCUUCUACUCGCUGGUCGCGCCGCAUCGGAUUCGUUCUGCGUUCGGGGUCCUCCUCUAUCUCUUCCUCUCUCCCUCCUCUCUUCUCUGUCUUCAAUUUCGUGCUGUCUCUCGUCCCUCCGUCUCGUUCCUUCCUUCCCUACGCUUCUCUCAUCUCCAGUCCCGGUUAGGUCGUGCAUAAUCUUCUCUCCUUCUCGUUCAGGUGGCGCCCAUGCUGCUCUCCCACCUCUCGGAUCCCUCUCGAGUGGGGGGAGACUCCCGUUAUGCAUCGCCCGCUCUUCUCUCGCCUCUCCCUCUCUUCUCUCUCUCGCUCUUUCGUCGAUGUAUUCUCUUCCUGCUUUGCCCCCUCUCUCCUCCCCAGCUAAGGAGUUAGUGUGUAGACUGAUGGAGGUGGACCAGAUGCUGAGAAUCACAGCUGCAGAUGCUCUCUUACAUGAGUGGUAAGCACACACACACACACACACACACACACACACACACACACACACACACACACACACACGCACACACGCACACACGCACACACACACACACACCCGCGCACGCGCACACACACAACAAACUAACUAAUUGAAUCUCUGCCGUUCAUUUGCUUACGUUUCUGUCUAUCAGGAUUGCUGGUAACGGGGCCUCAGAGAAGAACCUGAAGGAUGGAGUGUGUGCCCAGUUUGAGAAGAACUUUGCUAAGGCCAAGUGGAAAGUAAGAAUAGUACUCCCACAUGUUUUUACUCAAAAGCUUCAACGUUUAUUGGUCAUGUGCACAGGAUACAGCAAGUGUAAAACAGUAGUCCUACUAUAUGUCCUCUGUUGAUAUUUAACCCCUGUGUUCUAUAUACCACAUAAAUUCCCAUAACUUCAUUAACUUGCCUGGAUUAAAUUGAUGUUGACCAUCAUGAUGGUGAUAAUGAUGGUGACGACAACGAGGAUUAUGAUGAUGAUGGUUAUAAUUAUCAUGAUGAUGAUGGUGAUCUGUAGUCCUCUGUAGCUCAGCUGGUAGAGCACAGCGCUUGUAACGCCAAGGUAGUGGGUUCGAUCCCCGGGACCACCCAUACACAAAAAAAAAAAAAAAAAAAAUGUAUGCACGCAUGACUGUAAGUCGCUUUGGAUAAAAGCGUCUGCUAAAUGGCAUAUUAGUAUUAGUGAUGACAAAUUAUGGUGAUGAUGAUGUGAUGACGAUGAUGAAGAUGUUGCUUCCAGAGUAGGCUGGUGGGCGGAGCUACAGUGUUUGAUACCGUUCCAUUUAUUCCAUUACAAGCAAUGAGCCCGUCCUCCUGUAUCUCAGCCCACCAGCCUCCUCUGGUUUUUGUAAUGAUGAUGGUGAUGACGUAUAUCCAGGAGGAUAGUGAUGCAGUAGCAGCAUGAUUAACCUCCCUAACCCUCUUCUCUCCCCUGCAUGUGGUUCCCAGGAACUGAAGGUACUGUGCUCACUAUGAGUCUGGAGAGGGGGAGAGAGGGAGAGAGAGAGAGAGAGAGAGAGAGAAGAGAGAGAGAGAGAGAGAGACCGAGAGAGAGAGAGAGAGAAAGAGAGCGAGAGAGGUGUAGAGGGGGAGAGAGAGGCGAAUAGAGAGCGAGAGAAGACGAGAAGAGAGAGAGAGAGACCGAGAGAGAGAGAGAGAGAGAGAGAGAGAGAGAGAGAGAGAGAGAGAGAGAGAGAGAGAGAGACAGAGAGAGAACAGUAAGACUCUCAAAUACAGCAAUCGUUUUCUCUCUUGUUCACUCGUUUCUCAGUAAGUUAAUAACUUAUCAGGUUUUUAGUGUAAAAAAAUAUGUUCUUCUCAAUGACAUACCUGGCUGAAGAAAUAAGAAUGCGUUCCAAAUGGUACCCUAUUCCCUGUGGGCCCUGGUCUAAAGUAGUGCACUAUAAAGGGAAUAGGGUGUCAUAGGGCUCUGGUCUAAAGUAGUGCACUAUAAAGGGAACAGGGUACCAUUUGGGACACACACUAGGAGUCUCAAAGGAGACUUAUUCAGAUGUACACCAUCAGUGUAUUUCUGUUAACUUGAGAGAGAAACAGAGAGGAAACGUGUCUGAUUGGUGAGAUUAAGUCUCUCUUCCCUAAGCCCCUCCCACUCCGAUCCAGCCCACUGUCACUCGGCCAAUCCCAGAAGAGUUCCAUCCGCUCUUUCCCCCUCCUCUUCUUCGGGUGCAUCUCAAGUGUUCUUCCUUUCCUUGCUUCCCUUCCUUUCCUUCAUCUGCACUGAUCUAGGCCUAGGAAACAUGGGUUAAGUGAAAGCAAAAUGGCCGAAGAACAUGAAGGACAUCUGCUUUUCCCUGUCCAACUCUGUUGGGAUCAGUGCAGAUGAAGUGUUGAGAUGCAGUGAUUGACUAUCCAGCCCGGCCCUGUCUCAGUCUCAUUCCUCUCAAGUAGUUCCUGGUUCAUUGAUUCAUUGCUUCAGUCUCGUUGUAGAAAUCACACAACCAAUCACAGUCUGGCUCUGUAUCUGAACUGCAGUGUUCAUUACUGAUAUCAGUUCAGUGCUUCAAUGCUAAAUAUUUGUCAUUAGACUGUAUCUCCCCAUAUGUUCUCCCAUUAAGACCAAACUGUCCAUACCAGAGGUAAUACUGUAAAGAUGUACAGUACUGGGAUGUAUUGUCUGAUUACAUCUUUCUCUCCCCCCCCCCCCCCCCCCCCCCCCCCCCCCCCCGGUCACCCUCCCUCCCCCCUCCCUCCCUCCCUCCCUCCCUCUCUCUUUUACAGAAAGCGAUCAGAGUCACCACCUUCAUGCAGCGUCUUCGUGCAUCUGAGGCUGCUGCAGCCGAGGCGGCUGUGGAGGGAGGGCAGGGGGGAGGGCAGGGGGGAGGGCAGGGGGGAGGGCAGGGGGGAGGAGGAGGUGAGGUCCAGGGUGGAGGAGGAGGAGUGGGGGAGAGUAAGGAAGGAGGGGUGACACCAGGCAGCGGAUCUCUAGAGGUGACGGUUGAAACCAGCCCGGAGCGGGAGGAGAUGAACGGGGGAGUAGGGGUGAGGAGGGGGGAGGAGGAGGAGAGGGGAGAAGGGGUGAGUGUAGAGAGUGUAGGGAGGAGGCACCCUCUAAGUCCCUCCGUAGGGAUCAACAAUGUAGGGGCCACCAAUGAACCACUCUCUCAGCCUCCCAGCCAAUCAAAUGCCAGUUCCAAACCUCCAGGGGAGGAGCCAGAGAAGCCAGCCGUGAAGAAGAUGGCCACCGCGUUGGGCCAAACCAAAACAACCCCAGAGACCAAAACACUUCCUACCCCCACCGUAACCCCUGACCUCACCAAGCCCCAGGACCCCACCCCCGUCUCCGUCCCUGACCCCGCUGAGAAGAAGCGACCGCCCUCUGUCGCUCCCGAGACUCCAACGACCCAACGACGCAAGAUGGCCGCCCAGCUCCACAACACUGGCCCAGGCCCUGCUGCUCCUACAGCUCCUGCUGCUGCCUCAACCCCUCCUACAGCUCCUGCUGCUGCCUCAACCCCUCCUACAGCUCCUGCUGCUGCCUCAACCCCUCCUACAGCUCCUGCUGCUGCCUCUACCCCUCCUACAGCUCCUGCUGCUGCCUCUACCCCUCCUACAGCUCCUGCUGCUGCCUCAACCCCUCCUACAGCUCCUGCUGCUGCCUCAACCCCUCCUACAGCUCCUGCUGCUGCCUCAACCCCUCAUACAGCUCCUGCUGCUGCCUCAACCCCUCCUACAGCUCCUGCUGCUGCCACAGCGCCACCCCUUGACAGGAGGCCGGCAGUGCAGGCUCCAGUGGAGGAGAAGAAGCAGGAGAUGGAUGAUAGCAGCUGGUGUCAGACCCAGCUCCCUGAGGCUGUGGCAGAGAGGCCUGCUGGCGUGGAGGUUGGGGUGGGGGUGGGUGUAGGGCCCAUGGGGGUAGGAGCUGGGAUAGGGCUAAGAGGUGACGCGAGCCCCAUCGGUAGAGACCGGAGGGCAGACAGGCACAGUGUAGAGUUCAGCAUGUCCAGGGGGGCACCCCAAACCGUCCGAGGGGGGGCUGCAGUUACACCAUAGGGUCCCUGGGAAGCUCUCCUGGUCUAGGCCGACACACCACCACAUACGGCCAGGAGGUGGAGCUGGGGGGGUACGGGGGUUCCUACUGCUCCUCUCUGUACGGCAGCGGGGGAGGAGGAGGGAUGUACGGGGGACUGGAGCACGGAGGUGUUGGGGUCAGAGGUCACGCUAGUAGUAGUGCUGACUGGCAGAUGGACAGCGUGAUCGAACAGAUCGAGAAGCAAAUGGCGGCGGUGCUGGAGAAGAUCGAGGGGGACAUGCCCUCUCUCCUGGAACAGAUCAGUGACUGCCCCCCGCCUCCCGAACCCCCCCGCGGCCCCCGCAGCGCACACACCUCCCCCUCCUCACGCUCCCGCUCCUCCCAACACCAACCCUCCUCCACCUCUUCCCCCCCACCCCUCCCCACCUCCCCCAGACCCCCUCUCCCCUCCCUCCCCCACCUCAGCAUCCCCCCUCCCUCCUACCCCCCUCCCUCCCCGCCCACCCACUCCCCUGGCCAGCCAAUCUGCGAGCAGGAGGAGAGCGAGGGACAAAGGGGAGCGGUCCAUUCUAGCCAAUCCCCAUCCUCCAGGCCAGGGAGGGGCCUA
Coregonus sp. 'balchen' is the source of this 7346-nucleotide messenger RNA. The record is from the annotation of a GenBank genome assembly. Lineage: Eukaryota; Metazoa; Chordata; Actinopteri; Salmoniformes; Salmonidae.